Trichomonas vaginalis G3 is the source of this 2070-nucleotide messenger RNA. RefSeq names its product lung adenoma susceptibility 1-related family. Lineage: Eukaryota; Parabasalia; Trichomonadida; Trichomonadidae. Gene Ontology annotation, cellular component: axoneme. Gene Ontology annotation, molecular function: microtubule binding; beta-tubulin binding. The record is from RefSeq and is a predicted model, not a curated record. The coding region runs from base 1 to 2070 and encodes 689 amino acids. The transcript has a single exon.
AUGUCGUCGAGAUCUAAAAAGAGCAAGUCGACGGCUCGUUCAGAUAAGAAGCCAGAUGAAAGCAAUCUUACACAAGUAACUGAUGCACAACCGAUGACUGAGCCUCCAAAAGAAGGAGAAAAACCACCAGAAGGAGAACAAAAGGCGCCAUCUGAAAAGAAGCCGAAAUCAAGGAAAAAGAAAUUAACAGCAAAGGAAAGGAAGCGCCUGAAACUCGAACAGCUUGAAAGAGAAAGACAACAGCAAUUAGCAGAAAAAGCUAAUCGUGAAGCUGAAGAAAGACGUAAGCGUGAACGCGAAAUGGCACUUGCUGGUCAACAAAGAUUACAAAAUGAAGAAACUCAGCUUAAAGAAUUCCGUGAAGCUCGUAUUCUUAAUAAUGCAACAAUUAGAGCUGACGCAGCUAAACAAACUGAUUGGGAAACAUAUCUUCAAUGCGAUCAUUCAACUAAUCCUCUUGAUAAAGCUGAUGUCAAUUCGUUCAUUACUUUAUGGCGUGAAGCUGAAGAUACAAAUAUGCCUGUAUUAUUCGAACAUAUUGCCACUGUUGUCAAACUUAUCAAUCAAUUAACAAACUUACGUUAUACUGCUGAGGUUGCUGCUAUCAAUGAAGACGUAACUCGCUUCUCUGAGCAUAUAAACGAUAUUAGAUCCAUAAUUUCACAAAAAAUUGAACUUUUAACACAACAUCAUCUCAUGUUUAGCGAUAAAUAUACCGGUGCUAAGAGCGAAGUUCUCUUAAAUGCAGAAUCUUCCGGAUAUCAAUACGGAUUAUGGGUAAAUCUUGCAAAGAAUCCACGUAUUAAGGAUGUAGAGUUCAAUGGCGUUAGCGUUGAAAUUUCUAAACCAGUUGCUAUGGCUUCUCUUGCAAUCAGAAUCAAAAUUACUCCAUCUGUCACUGAAUAUCCGAAAUAUUCACUUCUUUCACCAUUAAUGUCAUGCGAAUUCUUCCAACUACCAUCACCACCUAAACGUGUUACAACUUACGUGCUCAGACAAAGCUCUGCAAGAUCAUUAAUUCCAAUUUCAUAUCCUCUCAAGAGCAACAACUCUCCACAACCUCCUCUCGUAUUCAAGAUGAAGAUAGAUACCUCAAGAUUACCAGAAAAUACAGAUUCAGUCACUGUUGUCAAAAUUGAUGACAUAGAAAACACCCAAAACUUAAUUUCAGACGUUAAACUUGAUCUAGAGACAUCCACUGUUACUUUCUCCUGCAAGACAACAGGUAUUUUCGCUUUGGCCGUUCCAAAAUACAAUCAAUUUCCGUUUAGCUUCUGGGAAGUCAACAGUCCUGUAGCGGAUACCGUUGAACUCUUUGUCAGGACCAAUAUUACGGAGCUAGCCAUUACAAUUGACAAGAAUGGAUUAUGUUCAUCGGAUUCUCCAGUCCAAUUCUCAGGUAUCAGUGCCGCAGCAGCCUUGGAUAUACUCAGGGACCACGGAUUCAACUUAAACGCUCCGGUAGAUAUCUCAGAAAUCAAUGAUCAGAGAGUUCAUGGAAAACCACCGGCUUUAGAAGAAGUUUUCUCACAGGGAAUUGCAGAUACUGCCACGGGAUUUCGUAUUAGAGCAUCCUGCAAGAACAGCCAAGUCUCUAGAGGAGAACAUGAAGAUCCAAGAAUUAUUAUUUUGGCAAGAGAGAUCGUUAACUUCGGAGAACCAAUCACCGAAGAUGAGGCAGUCGAAGAAGAAGAGGAAGAAGAGCAGAAAGAUCCGGAAAUCAAAGUUGGAGAAAAUUCUGCUCCACAAAACAUUUCUUCGCCUCCACAGCAGCAACAACCGAAUGCAGAAACAGCAUCUCAGAGUACCAAGAAGCAAGAAAAGCAAACAAGAUGGAGAUGUAUCCAAGGAACAGAAAAAAUCAUUUUCGAGUCAAGAAAUACUGAAAAUGAAGAGCAGACAGAUAUAGAAAUGCUUCCGAAUACAGCUUUCCAUCAACACGUAAUGCCAAUGCUCAUGGAUAUCGCAUCUGAAGACGUAAAGACAAGAGUACUCAAAGCUUCUGGUUUUAUUGCUGAGACACUCAAAUAUUUGCUUUCUAAGCUAAGAUUAUUCUCUACUACAAUCUAA